UUGGAGAUCCGCUGAAGGACUAAACGGAGCUCGGAACUGUCCACAUUCAUUUAGGAAGAAACGCUUCCUCUACAAUCACCUUUCAGACCCGUAAAGAGACGCCAUUUGAGUUCUUUAAGCCCAGCAAUUCCCUGGUCAGACAUGAAGAGCCCUGCAGGCCUGGAACGCUGAGCAGCUGAGGUCGGCAUUAAAAACACUUGUCCUGACAGCCAUGGCUGAUAGAGAUGGGCUUCCUAUUGCUCCGGGUCAAGUCUACGUUGAGGUGGAAUAUGACUAUGAGUACAAGGCGAAAGACAAGAUGGUCACCAUCCGGCAGGGGGAGUGCUAUAUGCUACUGAAGAAAACCAACGAGGACUGGUGGCAGGUGAGGAAGGAUGAGGGCACAAAGGCUUUCUACGUGCCAGCCCAGUAUGUCAGAGAGGUGCGGCGAGCCCUGAUGCCCCCUCUGAAGCCCAACCUGAGGGCCAAGCCUACUGUUCUUGAUAUCUGCAUGGCAUCAAAUGAAAACCUUAACCGGCCACAGCCUGAAAUGUCCAGCUUUGGGCGUCCGUCGCCUUCCUCUACGCCAUCACCUUCCUCAGACCGUGUCACACCGCCGGCUCUGCCCAAGGAUGCUAACCAGAAUUUGGGAAGUCCCCAUCAUUGCAAGGUGGUGGCCGAACUGGUGCUUCUUCAUAACAACAACAAUUCAACUCUGCCACGGACCCGAGCUGACUCGCCGCCGCUCAAAGAGGAGAACAACCACAACAGAAGUCCAGACAGUGACAAGAGCUCCCCACAAUGUGACCUACCAGGAAAUGGCCUUAGCAAGCUCCGCAACGACUCUGAGUCGGGCGAUGAGCUCAGCAGCAGUUCAACAGAACACAUGCAGACUACAUCGCCUGCGGGUCAGGGCAGAUCGGACUCUCCUGUCUACACCAACCUCCAGGAGCUCAAGAUCUCUCAGUCCAGUCUGCCGCCCGUCCCCUCGGGCUCACCUCUUCACAUCCUCGGCGACUGGGAGACCCACAAAGACUUGAGUGGCAGACAUUUCUACUAUAACCGGACCACGGGGGAGCGCACGUGGAAACCGCCACGCACCCGGGACACCAGCGGCAGCACUAACAGCUUCCGAGGAGAAAGCCAAGGCAUGGCAGAGAGUGAGCUGCUCUCUUCUGAAGAAAACUGCCACAGCACCUAUUCCAGUCAGUCUGACAGCCAGUACGGGUCGCCCCCAAGAGGCUGGUCUGAGGAACUUGAUGAGCAUGGACACAUCCUUUACGUCUCGGAAUACACACAAGAGAAGUGGAUAAAGCACAUUGAUGAGCAAGGCCGACCUUAUUACUACAAUGCUGACGGAUCCAGGUCUGAAUGGGAAUUACCUAAGUACAACAUCUCCCCUCAGUCUGGUGAGGCCCCCAAGAGUCGGAGCCUGGAGAGGAAGCAGCCGGACCCCAUCAUCCUCACGAAGUGGAGACACAGCACAUAUGUCCUUGAUCUCAACGACAAGGAGUGUGCUCCGGCGCCCAAGCAGAGCUCUCCUGACUCUGACUCCUGCCCAUCAUCUCCUAAGCACCCCUCAACUCCAUCAGAGAAGUGUGGGGUCCUAAAUGUCACCAAAAUCACAGAGAAUGGGAAAAAAGUCAGGAAGAACUGGGCAUCUUCAUGGACGGUGUUACAGGGCUCCUCCCUCCUCUUUGCAAAAGGUCAAGGAGGAAGCACGAGCUGGAAGUUUGGCAGCAACCAAUCGAAGCCAGAGUUCACUGUUGACUUGCGCGGGGGUUCGGUGGAAUGGGCUUCCAAGGACAAGUCCAGCAAGAAGCACGUCAUUGAGUUGAAGACACGCCAGGGGACUGAUCUGUUGAUCCAGUCUGAAAUUGACAGUGUCAUCAACGACUGGUACCGGGCCCUGACUGAGACCAUUAACACACAUGCAUGGGAGUCGGAUGAGGCCAUUGAAGAGGAUAUGCCAGAAUCUCCAGGAGCUGAGAAACAGGACAAAGAGAAAGAUCAGCGAGACUCUAAGAAGAACAGAGUUGUGAUGAAGACGUCUGUCAGUAUGGACUCAUCAGACCAGAAAAAAACUCGCCUGAAGCUCAAGAAGUUCUUAACACGUCGACCUACCUACCAGGCGGUCAGAGACAAAGGCUACAUCAAAGAUCAAGUUUUUGGCUGCAGUCUAAGCAGCCUCUGCCAGCGGGAGAACACGUCUGUGCCCAAAUUUGUCAAAAUGUGUAUUGACCAUGUGGAGAACACGGGUCUCAGUAUCGAUGGCUUGUAUCGAGUAAGUGGGAACUUGGCAGUGAUACAGAAGCUACGCUUUGCUGUGAACCACGGUAGGACGAAAUCACUACUAUAUCUACACUCAAUGGUACACAAUACUACUAGAUAUGCUGACAUGUCUCACAAAUGUCUUCCGUAUGAUCGGUCUUUUAAUACGUCUUGUCCCAUUUCCUUCCCUGCAUCAGAUGAGAAGGUGGAGCUGGAUGACAGCAAGUGGGAGGACAUCCACGUCACGACAGGAGCACUCAAGAUGUUAUUCAGGGAACUUCCGGAACCUCUCUUCACUUACGGAUCCUUCAAUGACUUUGUGAAUGCAAUUAAAUGUUCUGACUACAAGCAGAGAGUAAACUCAAUCAAAGACCUGAUCAAGAAGUUGCCAAAACCUAACCACGACACAAUGCAAGUCCUCUUCAAACACCUGCGCAGGGUGAUAGACCACGGCGAAGCCAACCGCAUGACCACGCAGAGCGUGGCCAUUGUUUUCGGACCCACGCUCCUCCGGCCCGAGACGGAGACGGGCAACAUCGCGGUCCACAUGGUCUACCAGAACCAGAUAGUGGAGCUCAUAUUGCUCGAGUAUGAAAGCAUCUUUGGCAGGUAGACAGAAAGGGGCUCCACACUUUUUGCCCUUUUAAUUUUUUUGUUGCUGUUUUUGACUGAACUCAGUGUUGCUGUGGACCUGACAGCUGGAAAAUCCAACAACUCAUUGACAUGAACGUUUACACAAGCAUGACAAGGCAUUGCACUUACCAGUUGUGGAGGUGAAUAGAAUUUCAAGGGCAACAGCUCCCUCACCUUUCCGUUCCGCUGCGGUUCCUUUGCAGACGGACAACCUCUCUUAUGAUUUGGUGAAUUUGGAGUAUUCAGGUUUUUUGUUUUGUUUUUGGUGCCGCAGUCACUGAAUCCUGUAAAACCUCCUUGUGUAGGGGAGCGUUUAUGGAUGCUGCUCCGGUGGCGUUGAAAGGCAGACGCAAACCUCGUGAUGUUGCCUGAACUGUGUUGGUCUUCUGUGUCGUGGCGCUUCGUCUGUGACGCCGGUAAUGCCAUAAUCAGUGUUGUUGAUAGGCUGAUGUUUUUUUGUUGUUGUUGUUUCUGUUUUUUUGCACUUGGCUGAACUGGAGCAGUGUUUCACAUUGUGCCCCCAUUAAACCUCACCCUCACCCUUUAAGUGUUAACCCGAUGGAGGAAUCAAAAACAGUGUUUGUUCAUGGCAGUGAAUUAAAACCUGCACAGCAGCAUCUUUCGUCUUGCCACUUUGUACAGAAAUGUCGUGUCAGCGUGCUUCGGUGACGUCUGCGCGGUAUGUGCUCUUUUGAACUCAAAUGUGUGUCAGUUUGGUUUGUCCUGUGGCAGGAUGCAUUGCCGAGGUCCUGCGGUCGCUUUUAAAACCACAGUGAGUUGUGCGAUGUUGUGUUGUGUUCUGCGGUGAUAAGCCUCCGCUCAGCUAAUGUUGAAGUAUUCCGGGGGGCGGGGGGUGUUGGUUGGAUGCGUUACCAAGAGUGCUUCAUGGCCUGUAUGGAAGCCUUUUAAGAUAUUUCAGAGCUCAUUGACUCUGACGGAAGCUAGUUGUUACAAAGGGUUCUAGUGACUGACGUUUGUGUGUGUUUAGCUGAUUUUCCAGGUUGUACAUUUGAAUUAAAAGAUGGCAAAAUGCAGAUUGUGGAAAAAAAGAGGAAAAAAAAAAAAAAGAGACUGCUCCUGUUCCUGCAGUGUUUACCG
Messenger RNA from Phycodurus eques (leafy seadragon), 3981 nucleotides. It is a transcript of the gene arhgap12b, whose product is annotated as Rho GTPase activating protein 12b. The record is from RefSeq and is a predicted model, not a curated record. Bases 212 to 2863 code for a protein of 883 amino acids. NCBI's taxonomy places the organism in Eukaryota, Metazoa, Chordata, Actinopteri, Syngnathiformes, Syngnathidae. The transcript has 17 exons. Gene Ontology annotation, cellular component: cytoplasm. Gene Ontology annotation, biological process: signal transduction; regulation of GTPase activity. Gene Ontology annotation, molecular function: protein binding.